Molecule: messenger RNA, 1448 nt
Organism: Cryptotermes secundus
Lineage: Eukaryota; Metazoa; Arthropoda; Insecta; Blattodea; Kalotermitidae
Product: dnaJ homolog subfamily B member 12
Exons: 9
Coding region: 86-1222 (378 amino acids)
Biological process (GO): cellular response to misfolded protein
Cellular component (GO): endoplasmic reticulum membrane
Molecular function (GO): Hsp70 protein binding
Source: RefSeq, a predicted model, not a curated record
AGCUGACAAUUUGUUACGUCAGUUAUGUGAGUAAGGUUGGUAAGUUUAGUGCGUUAGAAGUUGUGUGCCUGCUUAUGAAGGCAAAAUGAUGGAAGGGAAUAAAGAUGAAGCAGAAAGGUGUAUUGAAUUCGCUGAGAGGUUUAUUUUGGAAGGAAAGAAGGACAAAGCCGAGAAAUUUUUGCUUAAAGCCGAAAGGUUAUUUCCAACACAGAAGGCGAAAGAGCUUCUGGAACACUUAAACACAUCACAGCCUCAAGCAGAACAAGAUGAUGUUCCAAGAAAGAGACAUGUCCCAAAGAAAGAGCCAGAAACACAGUCACGUCAAAAGGAACAGCAGCAGCAAUCCAAAUCAUCAGCAAGUGGUGACAAAGAAUUUAACAAAGAACAUUUAGAAGCUGUGAAAAGGAUUAAGUCAUGUAAGGACUACUAUGAGAUUCUUGGUGUCUCCAAGGAGGCUACAGACACCGACAUCAAAAAGGCUUAUAAGAAGCUUGCCCUCCAGCUUCAUCCAGACAAGAACAAGUGUCCUGGGGCUGCAGAAGCAUUUAAAGCCAUUGGUAAUGCUGCUGCAAUUUUAACAGACCCUGAAAAGCGGAAACAGUAUGAUAUGUAUGGCUCGGAAGAAGAUCGGAUACAUCAGUCUCAGAGAUCCAAUCAUGGUGGUUAUCGUGAAUACAGUUACACCCGUGGAUUUGAAGCUGAUAUUACUGCAGAAGAGCUCUUCAACAUGUUCUUUGGAGGCGGAUUCCACAAUCAGAACGUUUACACGAGGAGGGGAGGCCGAUGGCAGCGUGCAGAGAAUCACACUCAGAACAGAGAGCAGCAAGCCAACGGGUACACAGUAUUUCUACAGAUGUUGCCAAUUCUUGUCCUGAUUGUUCUCUCAAUGAUGAGCAGUUUUUUCAUAUCAGAUCCAAUCUACAGCCUCCACUCAAGCUCGAAGUUUCCAGUUCAGCGCAAGACCUUGAAUCUGAAAGUACCAUAUUUUGUCAAAGAGAAUUUCCAUACUGAAUAUCAAGGCAGUUUACGGCGAUUAGAGAUUACUGUAGAGGAAGAAUAUGUCACAAACCUACGACAUCAAUGCUAUAGGGAGAAAAAUUAUAGGGAAACAAUGUUAUGGAAGGCACGAAACUUUGCUGACCGGGAUUUAUUUCAGAGAGCACAGAAUAUCCGUAUGCCAUCAUGUGACACAUUACAUGAACUUCAAGCUCAAGCAGGGUAGACAUGCUGAUUAUGUUGUAAUUCCUUUAUUUAAAACAAACAUUUAUUGAAUGUUAAAAGUGAUGUUAUUUCAUAUAAUUGUAGUCUAUAUGUCUUUGGGACUGGGCAUCAGUCACAUGUAUGCACCUCGUAAUAUUAAGUGUAUUUAAAGAGAAUGAAAAUAUUUACAGAAAUAUUGAAAUGGAUAUUUAUGAAUAUGCUGUUACUUUUUUAUUGCUAGUGGGGUG